Molecule: messenger RNA, 2817 nt
Organism: Dermacentor silvarum
Lineage: Eukaryota; Metazoa; Arthropoda; Arachnida; Ixodida; Ixodidae
Product: beta-1,3-galactosyltransferase 1
Exons: 3
Coding region: 273-1421 (382 amino acids)
Cellular component (GO): membrane
Molecular function (GO): hexosyltransferase activity
Source: RefSeq, a predicted model, not a curated record
CACGGAGCAGCGAGGCGCCGCAGCGCACGGCCGCCCUCGCGCCAUCGGCUGAGUCGGCGACGUUUCGCAACGGGAGAGCGACCGCCGCCGGCACCACCGACGACGACUGAAGAAACAUGCUUUCUCCCUGCAAGGACGACGGCGGCGCUUCGCAGGCGCACCACCGCCCGUCGUGGACGCCGACUGCGCUCGGCGCCGGGUCGUCUCGUCCGAUGCACGCGGCGCCAGGAACGAGAUGCUGAAGAUCGGCUGACGAGUGGCCGCGCCGUCCGAUGCCGCUGAGCCGCUGCCGCUGCUGGCCGAGGCUUGGCGCGGCCAAGGUCUGCGCCAGCGCGCUCGGCUCCCUAGCCCUGUUCCUGCUUCUGAUAUCGAGGCCCACGCCGGCCUCCGUCAACCAGCACCACCACUACCGCCCAAACCCGUCCGUCGGCAAGUCCUCCGGCAACGACGACCUCUGGACGGGACCCCCGGCUUGGAUCGUGCUCCGGGACAACGUCACGGUCCACCGGGGCGUGGCAGCCAACCCGCACAACUACUCGUACCUACUGGACAACCCCCAGGUCUGCGGCGACUCCGACAACGACGAGGGCGACAGGCCUCCGCUCCUGGUCGUGCUCGUCGCGUCCAACGCCAGGAACGGCGCCGAACGCCGACAGGCCAUCAGGGACACCUGGGGACAGAAGUCCCUGCAGAGGGCGCUCAACUUCCGCGUCGUGUUCCUGUUGGCCGACCCGGGAGAGGCCGCGCUCGCGCAGGACCUGUUGGCCGAGAACUACGCGUACGGCGACCUGGUGCAGGAGGACUUUGCCGAGAGCUUCGAGAACCUGGCACUCAAGUCGGUGAUGGGACUCAAGUGGUUCGUGACGCGCUGCCCCGGUGCCGCGUUCGCUCUUAAGACGGACGACGACAUCUUCGUGCACGUGCCCAACCUUCUCAGUGCGCUGGACGGGCCGUCCAUGGAGGACGCCAUCUUGUGCCACUCGAACCCGGUGCGCCGCAUCCUGCGUCACGGCGAGGGCCCGCUGCCCAACCGCUACCUCAAGUACUGCGUGCCCCGGGACCAGCUUCCCGGAGAGCUGUUCCCGCGCUACUGCGGGGGCUUCGCCUACGCCUUCUCGCAGUCGUCGGCGCGGAGGCUGUACCAGGCGUCCCAAGCGACGCCCACGUUCUUCAUCGAGGACGCCUACGUGACGGGCUUCUGCCGCCUCAAGGCCGGCCUGCGCACCCUCGAGCACCCGGGCAUCACCCUCAAGCCGAGGGUGACUCUAGCCCGGGCGAGCUGCGCUUUCACCCGAGAGAGCAGGAUCACCUCGCACGAGCUGGGACCGCGCGACAUGCGCCUGCUGUGGCGCGAAGUGAACACGCAGGCCUUCUUCUGUCCGCGACUGUUGGGCGUCAUCAAAAGUCCAACCACUCGGUGACGGCGCGACUCGAAAGCGAGCGCUGUACGAACGCCUUCCAAUCGGGCAACUCCAGGCUGGACGAAGCGAGCUCAGCUAGCCAUGUGACUGACGGACGCCAUUGUACCUUGCGCACUUGCGCGCCUUUAUACGCCACGGCUUGACGGAACCCGUACUCUUCGGCGCCCCUCGCUAGUCAGUUCGCGCGUCUCUUCAAGAGUUUCUCAAGGUGAAGAGAUUGCUGUGCGCGUUUAAAAGACGCUAAGUGAUCGUACCAGCGUUGGGCAGCAAAAGUUGGUCACCCGUUUAAACCAGCAGCCAUGUGCAAACACUUUCCCCUUACUACCAACCAGCGCAGGAGCUGUGUCCAAGUGGCAGCUGCGCAGGUCCGUGGUGCAUCAUGAACUGGCACCGGCAGCUUCUACGCAAGUGCACCCUUUUAGAUGACAACGAUGAACUAUACUAAAACCAACGCCUGUCACAGAUUGGUCACCAGACCAAGAGUCUGCAAUGCAUUGACUGGUGUUUCAGUAAAGGACACACUGCCAGAUUAGUGUAAAAACAAAACACUUAACAGAAGAAUCAGCACUACACACCAACAGUGGUGCACACAAUCCCCAUCUAGCUAACUGAUGCAUGUCUAAAAUUGCACUCUUGGCAUGCAAUUUGUAUUACAUGGCACCUGAUCAAGUAUUUCUGGACCACAGUAGGCUCCAGCAAGAAUCCUUAUGGUAAGAGUGGUACAUGAACUUUCAAGCACAGGACAAGUUUCCAACAGCUGCAUAGAUGGUGUUCGUGCAAUUCAAGACAAAGGGACACGCAUCAGCUUUAGUCUUGCACAAACAAUGCUUUUAUUGUGCUACUCAUGGCAGCGGGAAGUUUACACAGCAACAGCUAGUCGUCAUCGUUGCCUCCAGACCUGCAGAGUCGAGGACACUAGCACAUACUGUGCAGCCGCGAGCACGUGGGCCAUGGUGUGUGUGUGUGGUAGUCUCAAGAAUCUUCGAAGCCAGCCAGCCUGCACAGAACUUGUGCACAAGGCAUCACUAUUGGGCAUCUCCUAGAAGCAAUGAUACCCAACUAAUGCGAGUUGCACCUCCUGGGACCCACACGAAAAAAAGACAACAGCACUUGUAAAAGACUGUUCAACAUAGUGCCACUGAGUGCCCAGUGACUGAACUUCACUUCAACAAAACACUACUUUAAUGAGUUCCGGGAGUGGGAGUCAUCGAUAGUACUAAGUGCCACACUUCACACGAGUUUGUGCAGCUACCACGAAUGGUCAAGUACAAGUGUUCUGCGAAGCAAACAGCCAGCCACCGCAGCAAAUGACGGGCCCAACUCCAGCAUUUUCAAGCAUCAUUUUGAAUGUAUAAUGUGAAUCAUUAUGUUAAUUAAAGGGCAUUACGACUUCCCU